Hyla sarda is the source of this 987-nucleotide messenger RNA. RefSeq names its product olfactory receptor 5B12-like. Gene Ontology annotation, cellular component: membrane. NCBI's taxonomy places the organism in Eukaryota, Metazoa, Chordata, Amphibia, Anura, Hylidae. Bases 1 to 987 code for a protein of 328 amino acids. The transcript has a single exon. Gene Ontology annotation, molecular function: G protein-coupled receptor activity; olfactory receptor activity. The record is from RefSeq and is a predicted model, not a curated record. Gene Ontology annotation, biological process: G protein-coupled receptor signaling pathway.
AUGAGAAAUAUUAAGGCAAAUCAAACAAUGAUAUAUUUAAUUAUAAAGGGAAUAUCUGAUGAUCCUGAGCUCCAGGCUCCUAUAUUUGUUCUGGUUUUACUCAUUUAUCUCGUUGUUCUUGUCGGGAAUAUGAGUCUUCUCCUCCUGGUCUGCCUGGACUCUCAUCUUCACACUCCCAUGUAUUUCUUCCUUGCUAAUUUGUCUAUAGUGGACAUGAUGUCUCCUACUGUCACCCUACAUAAGAUCCUUCUAACCUUCAUCACUGGAGAUAACAUGGUGCCCUACAUACCUUGUCUGCUGCAAUUCUAUAUAUUUGCAUCCUUAACAUCACAUGAACUAUACAUACUGACGGCCAUGAGUUAUGAUCGAUAUGUAGCUAUUUGUAGGCCCUUAAAUUAUAAUAUUAUUAUGAACUUUAAGAUAUGUCUACUUUUGGUCUCAUUUUGUUGGAUAUUUGGUUUUAUACAGAUUAUUCCCUUUGUCUGGUUUGUAUAUAAGAUCUCUUGUUUUUCCACCAAUGUUAUUGACCACUUCUGCUGUGACCUUGUGCCUAUUAUGGAAAUUGCCUGCAGUGAUAUCACAAUAUUGGAAAUACUGUCCAAUACAGAAGGGCUUAUGGUUUAUAUCGCUAUUCCACUUAUUCUCAUUUUAUCAUCUUAUAUCUUUAUCAUUAGGUCCAUAAUGAAGAUACGUUCCAGUAUUGGUAGAAGAAAAGCCUUCUACACGUGUUCCUCACACCUCACAGUCAUCAUGUUGCUUUACACUACAUUGACCUUUCAAUAUCUUACACCAAGUAAUGUCUCAGGCUCGAAAAAAUUAUUUUCUUUGUUUAACAUGGCAAUUGUCCCAAUGCUCAACCCAUUCAUAUAUAGCCUUAAGAAUAAGGACAUCAAAACAGCUUUUAAAAGAAGAAUUGGGAAGUGUAAAGUGAACGCAUUUUGCUGUAUAACAGUCGGCAAUGUCGGCAGAAUAAAGAAACAAAUCUAA